This is a messenger RNA of Strigops habroptila (Kakapo), 3307 nucleotides long. RefSeq names its product family with sequence similarity 13 member C (gene FAM13C). The record is from RefSeq and is a predicted model, not a curated record. The transcript has 14 exons. NCBI's taxonomy places the organism in Eukaryota, Metazoa, Chordata, Aves, Psittaciformes, Psittacidae. Bases 61 to 1878 code for a protein of 605 amino acids.
GCAUGUGCUCCUACAACUGAGAAGGAUUCAGGGAGCCUGCCUGCCUUGCUGACUUAUCUGAUGCUUUCUUGUUUCUGUUUCAGCAUUCAGGAUAAAUCCUUCAACACGACAGCUUUAGCAGAGUGUGGCGGCGAUUCAGACUCUGUACAUCAAGAUCAAGCAGGCAGUUCCAGCCCCAGAGAUGAUGAUAACAAAGAAAAUUAUCCAGACAACACUGCUGUCUUAGCGGAAAGGCAGCUGCCUCUGCAAGACACUCAGCAGCACGAGCAGCAGGCUGUAAUUGACUACGCUCUAAAGCCUGAAAUGGGUAACUUGAAGCUGAGAAAACCUAAGCCCAUUGCAAAGCUAGAAAAUGGAAAAAGCCAUGAGGAAAGUCAGGAGCUGGAAAGUGCGUUGCCAGGCCUCCCAGAGUGGCAGGGGAAGGCUGCAUCCUCAGCUAAUGACUAUGCACAGAAUGUAGCUUUAAGAUGCCAGGAAGCAGUUGUGAGAUUUCAACCAAGAAUAGAUCAGAACACAUGCAUUUCACCAAAAGAAGCAACUGAGCAAUUUAACAGCUUAAAUGAGAAUUCUUUGUUGAAGCUACAAGCCCUAGAAACCGAUCUGUGCUCUGCAUUUCUGCCAGCCCAGGAAGAAACAUCUCAGCUGCCGGCAUCCAAGGAUCCAGCCCCUUCAUCAGCCCAAACCAGUGUGCAAGCUGAUGGAGCCAGCUGUGGAGAGCCUUUGCCAGCUCACAGAGACUGGCAGAAUGACAUGGACAGCAGCCCACAAGAACAUCACUCCCUAGGGACCAGUCGACUGCUGUAUCACAUUACAGAUGGCGACAAUCCUCUUUUGUCACCACGCUGUUCUAUCUUCAGCCAAAGCCAGAGAUUUAAUCUAGACACAGAGUCUGCCCCUUCUCCACCAAGUGCUCAACCUUUCAUGAUGCCAAGAAGUUCUUCUAGAUGUAACUGUGAAGACUGCAAAGAACCACACACAGUAGCACAACUUACCAAGCAUCUUCAGAGUCUCAAGAGAAAAAUUAGGAAGUAUGAGGAAAAGUUUGAGCAAGAAAGAAAAUAUCUGCCUUCUCAUGGUGACAAGACUUCCAAUCCUGAAGUUCUGAAAUGGAUGAAUGAUUUGGCCAAAGGUCGUAAGCAGCUCAAAGAGCUGAAACUAAGAAUGUCAGAAGAGCAAAACUGUACCUCUAGAGCACCCCAAAGAAAUGAUCAUAGCGAAAGCACUGGGACCUCUAAAGAGGCUGGGACACAGGAGGGCACAAGCAUGGAACCAGCUCCCUCGGUAGAAGAAACCAUGGACAGUGUAUUGAGACGAUUAAAGGAGAAAAGACAACACUUUAAUCUUCCUGAGACUAUUAAGGUAACUAAGCAAGAAAAGAAUCUCAUGAAACCUCUUUACGACAGAUACAGGAUUAUCAAGAAACUUCUUGUAACUCCAUCUUUGAUCACAACAAUUGAGGAGGAAGACUCAGAUGAAGACCAUUCUCAAAGCAGCCAUGAGCUAUCAUUUGGCCCAAUACCUUGCCUCCCUGUUGACGAGCACCUGUGUUCUGUUCAGGAGGAGAGUGAGCCUGCAUAUGUUUCACCUCUGGACGAAAAGAAGGUUUUCAAGCAAACAGCCUUGUCUAUGUCCAAUUUACAUGAGGCAACAAUGCCUGUUCUCCUUGAACAUCUCAGAGAAACAAGAGCAGAUAAGAAAAGGCUUCGCAAAGCUCUGAGAGAGUUUGAGGAACAAUUCUAUAAACAGACAGGAAGAAGUCCUCAAAAAGAAGAUCGGGCGCCAAUGGCCGAGGAAUACUCCGAAUACAAGCACACAAAAGCCAAAAUCAGGCUCUUGGAGGUUCUCAUCAGUAAGCAUGAUAUUUCCAAAACGAUUUGAAGUGAAUGCAAUGCUGUGGUAUUGUUCUCUAGCAAAAAAACCAAACAAACAAACAAAAAAAACCCACCACCACCCCCACCCCCACCCCCCCCCCCCAAAAAAAAAAGCCCAAGCAAACAAGUAAUGAAAAAGAGGAAGUAAUUUUACAGGUCUUGGUCUGCUGCACAAUUAUUUAACACUCUGAGAUUUUUUUUGAUGCACUUUACCAAUUAUACUAGCUGGGAUGAGAGAGGACAGCAAUAUGCAAGAACAUUAAGCACAGGUGAGUGGACUAUAGUAUAUUUUUCCUUUUGAAAAAGCCUUGAAGUGCACUGUGAGAAUGUUAGAAAUUAAAAGGAUGCUGAUGUAGUGUAAAGCCUCAGUUUAACCUGCUCUUAGCUUAAAAAGGUGUGAGGAAAUACUCUCCAGGUUUUUAGUACAUGAUAAUGUACCACACACUUCUUAACAGAAUUGACAUGCACUAUAAUUAUUAAUGUUGCUUCUCAAUGUGUGAUAUUCACUAGAUUAAAAGAAACAAGAGCAUAAAACAAAUGAAGGAAAAACUCAUGACCAUACUCUUAUCUUUUGAGACAGAGGUGCCAUUCGAUUCCAGUAGCUUCAAAGAACCAGGAUUUGGUCUAAAAUUCUGGGAGUAAAAUAAAGUAGUGCUGCCUAUGCAAAAAAAAAAAAAAAAAAAAAAAAAAAAAAAAAAAAAAAAGAAAGAAAAAAUAAAAGGAAGGAUGGAUGGAAUGUGACUGCUGAGUAAAACUAUUGGUUUUUUUUUAGAAAUAAGAGAAAGAGUUUGACAAAACAAAAUAGAUAGAUAGAUACAGUUUACUGGGAAGAGCUAAAACAAAUGUACUGGCUGCUGUCCUUUUCACUACAGUUCACAGGACCUGGCUCACCGUACAUAAAAUACAGUAAAUAAAUCAACUACAUGCUAAUUUUAAUUUCUGUAUUAAAUUUUGCACUUUAUUUUGCCUGAUGCUAUAACUUUUGCUUUUCUAAGUACCAAAGCUCGUUUAGACGCAUGCACUUUGUAAAAUGUCAAAGUAUUUCCUGUGUUAUAGAUUGCUACAUAUAUAUAUAUACAUAUUAAAAAAGGCUAGAUAAUUGCAUUAUGCUAAGAUAUUUUGGAUAGAUGAAGUACAUGGUAUAUAAUUGAGUGUCACAGUUAUCUGAUGAGGAAUGCUAGACUUCUUGUUUACUAAAAAUAAGAUUAUAAAAGGUUAUUUUUCCAUUGGAAUUAUGCGUCUUUCUUAACUUUCAGAACACCACACUUUGUAAUAUUAAGAUUUUUUCACUAUUUGUGAUAGACCAUUUGUGUGAAAUGUGGACUAUUAACAGAAGGAUUAUCAGUGGCUUUUAUACUAGGAAUGAAAAGCAGGGAUUCUGGAAAAUAGCCCAGACAUAAAGGAAGUAAGUAUUUAAAAAAAAAAAAAAAGGGACU